AUGUGUAAGAUGAUAAACAGACAUAUCUUGACGUUGUUUGUAGUUAUUCUGUUUCUUGGAGCAUGCACAAAGCCUCCUCAGUCAUCACUGGUAACAGAGUACAGGGAAAAAGGUUCCUUGUAUCAUCUUCUCUACUCGACCAACGAAAUAGACAACUUAAGCUUGGGGGAGAAACUAAAGAUACCAUUGUUUGGCAUUUGCAUGUACUUUCAUUUCUACAUUGAAUACUUCACAGAAGAAUCUCUCCCACAAGCUCAGAUUCAUCUGCAUUUGUUGUGCGGAUUGUAUCUCCGCAAUCUAAUUGCAUCUUUGAUAGCUUUGGAUAGAGAGCGAGAAAGCUCAACCCUAGCUCUGGCUCAGCUGGCUUGCGUUUACCUCUGCAAUAUCCUUCUUCUAUCUUGA
This is a messenger RNA of Microthlaspi erraticum, 402 nucleotides long. The record is from the annotation of a GenBank genome assembly. Lineage: Eukaryota; Viridiplantae; Streptophyta; Magnoliopsida; Brassicales; Brassicaceae.